GUUCAAUUAAACCGUUCAAUUUUUCUUCCAAAACUCACCUCGUUCCUAAAUCCUAGCACCGCCAGCUUCUGAAUCGUUUUUCGGAUCAAAUGGGCUCCCUCCUCCCCUCAAUGUUCCGCAUCUGAUCUGCAAAUCCUUCAAUCCCCUACAGAUCGAACAAUCACUAAAUUUCUCUGCGCAAGGUCUAGGGUUUUCAUCACGUAUUCGUCAUUCUCACCUUCGUCGGAGAAGAUUUCUGGAUCUCGCAAUUCUAGGGUUCUUCAGAUCCAAUCGGUUUUUGAAUGCGUAUGUGAAGUUCUCUAUGUUUUUUUGAUAAUUGAGGAGCAUAGAUCGAUUUGAUCUCGGAUCGAUUUGUUAGUGUAUUGAAAGUUAUAAUUUUCGGAGAUUAUUAUUGAAAAUGCCUGUGAAAGUAGCGAGUGCGUCAUUACGGGAUCGGACUCAGGAGUUUCAGAGUAUAGCGGAGAGGUUAAAGAAGUCAUUUUCGUCUGUUCAGAAUGGGCCGAUUAGCAGCAGCACCAGCAGUGGUUCUAGAUCGGAGGAACAGAGGACCACUAUUGCUAUGCAAUCGGAGUUCAAUCGGCGAGCCUCCAAAAUUGGUUUUGGAAUACAUCAAACUUCUCAGAAGCUUGCAAAGCUAGCAAAACUGGCAAAAAGGACUUCCGAUUUUGAUGAUCCGACUACAGAAAUCCAGGAGCUGACUGCAGUCAUCAAGCAAGAUAUUAUAGCACUUAACUCUGAUGUAGUAGAUCUCCAGCUUCACUCUAAUUCUCGUAAUGAAAGUGGUAAUAGUGAUACCAUUAGUCACUCAACGACUGUUGUAGAUGGCUUGAAGAACAGGCUGAUGACUGCCACAAAGGAGUUCAAAGAAGUACUCACCAUGCGGACAGAGAAUAUGAAGGUUCAUGAGAACAGAAGACAGAUGUUUUCUUCAUCGACUACCAGAGAAGCUUCGAAUCCAUUUGUGCGCCAGCGUCCACUAGCUUCAAGGACCAUACUCCACCUAGUGGGAUUUCACUGGGUAUGUUGUUGUUGUCCCCCAGCUUCAAGGAAUACUGCUAGUACAUCAGCCAGUCCUCCUCCUUGGGCUAAUGAUUCAGCUUCUUCUUCUCAGUUAUUUCCAAGGAAGCAAGGGGAUGGAGACACACAGCCAUUGCUGCAGGAUCAACAACAGCAGCAGCAGCAGAUAGUUCCAUUGCAAGACAGCUACAUGCAGAGUAGAGCUGAAGCUCUUCAAAAUGUCGAGUCUACUAUCCAUGAGCUGGGCAGCAUUUUUAAUCAGCUUGCUACCUUGGUUUCUGAGCAAGGGGAGGUUGCAAUCAGGAUUGAUGAGAACAUGGAUGACACACUAACAAAUGUGGAAGGAGCACAAGGGGCUUUGCUCAAGUACCUCAAUAGCAUCUCGUCAAAUCGGUGGCUAAUGAUUAAGAUAUUCUUUGUGUUGAUUUUCUUCCUUAUGAUUUUCCUAUUUUUUGUGGCAUAGUGAACAAUGGCGACAUUCGACAAAGUGUGAUGUAGAAAGACAAAUAAUCGUGUAUUUUAGAUAAGUUGCUCCGACCCCUGGUAACGCUACUGUAAUGUUUCAAAAGUUCGAAUUUGGUACCAACUCCAUUUUGAGGCAUCUUUUUACCCUUGUCUUCCAUCAGAUGUGGCUUAUUGUAGUGAUUAUACCCUGUAAGGUUGCUGGGACCACUAUAAGUUGAAACUUGAAAGCUGUAACGUUUGGUUACCAGAACAAGGGAAAAAUUAUCCUGGUAUAAAUAUCUGUAUUAUUUUA
Solanum stenotomum is the source of this 1774-nucleotide messenger RNA. RefSeq names its product syntaxin-32-like. Gene Ontology annotation, cellular component: endomembrane system; SNARE complex; Golgi membrane. Gene Ontology annotation, molecular function: SNAP receptor activity; SNARE binding. The coding region runs from base 398 to 1480 and encodes 360 amino acids. NCBI's taxonomy places the organism in Eukaryota, Viridiplantae, Streptophyta, Magnoliopsida, Solanales, Solanaceae. Gene Ontology annotation, biological process: vesicle fusion; endoplasmic reticulum to Golgi vesicle-mediated transport; intracellular protein transport. The transcript is spliced from 5 exons. The record is from RefSeq and is a predicted model, not a curated record.